CAGCGUCCUGAUUGGUCCAGGUAUUUCCGGUGCGGCACCAGCAGGGCGCUGAUGUUUUCAUUGUUUUUAUCGCAGCGUGUCUUUCUGAGCUGGAUUCCUUAAACCAUGUCGCCUCCGGGAUUUCUGCUGGUGAUUUUGGCGACGUCUUUGUGGCUUGGUGACUCCAGGUUUAUUGCUGACCCUUUGCCUUUAAUUAGUCAGGAAUCUCUGACAUUGGACACCUGUCCAGAAUGCAGUCAGGUCAUCCAGCUGUCUGCCAACAUGAUUUCCGGCAGUGACACUAAGGUGAGUGCCUAUGAAACCUUGCAUGGUUUGUGCCAGCGCCUCCCAGAGGACCAGGCUUCAGAAUGUGAGUCACAAGUGAAGACAUACCUACCAAAAGUCCUCCAGCCAGCACCUGGUCACUUGAAACCAGAGGAGAUGUGUGUGGUCUUUGGACUUUGUGCCCCAAGCAAAAAGGAGGGACUGGAGAAACUUCCCCAUCGUGUCACCAGCGAACACAUAUCCAGCUCCGCACUCGGCACCUCCGCCAACACCCAAGAGCUGUUCAACCCAGUUUGCACCAUGUGUUUAAUGAUUAUCAAGAAGCUGGAGACGUUGCUGCCCAAAAACAUGACUGAGGAAACUUUAAAGAAGAUCAUGGGAGAGGUCUGCGAACUUAUACCUAAAAGCUAUAAGGAGCGAUGUGAUGAUUUUGUUGAAAAAUAUGGCGUACAGAUUGUUGAAUUCCUUUUAUCAUCUGCUGCACCUCACACAAUCUGCACUCUUUUGCACCUCUGUUUGUUUGAAGAGCAGCCUGUCCCAGAGGUGCUCUACCCCUCAGACUGCGAGUCGUGCCAAACCCUGGCUGCACUGAGCCGUCUGCACCUGGGACUGAACGCCACAGAGUCUCAGCUGUCAGGUUUUCUGCAGUCUGUGUGUGACCAUCACCCAAAUGCCGUCCCCAAGUGCGAUGCUUUCAUCAGAAUCUACGGAUCUCAGCUGCAGAGGAUUUUGGGAAACCAGAUGGAUGUUUCACAUCCUUGUGAAAAAACGGAUCUUUGCAAUUCCUCGAAGAUGACGGAGCCACUUGGAAAGAAUCCUUGUACUUGGGGAGCAAGCUACUGGUGCAAAGACCCGGAAACUGCUCACAAGUGUGAUAAAUGGGUCUUCUGUGAGAAAUUCAUGUGGAAGAAUUAAAAGAACCCUCCAGGUCUGAAACGACACGUGAAGAAAGUACCAACUACAAGUGUUCAACAAACUAUCAACUGGUAAAUAUUUUAUAAAUGUAAUACUUUUUGUUUUUAUUGUGGAAAUGAUUAAUUCCCCCAUGCGAUUUCAGCUAUUAAAUAAAUGUAUCAUGAAUGUUUCUUCUUGCACUGAAUUUGGUCUAAAAUGUAAUUUUCUGCAGGGAUUUGUUUUGUGAACAGUGUUAUUCUGUAUAUUCAUUUGCUAUAGUGAAUGUAAAUAAAAGGUCAGAAAACUGUCCCAGUCUAAACCAAGAAAAGAGGCAUCUUUGAAUUGUUGUAUCUGUUCAUCCUCAUGCUUCACGGUUUGCUGGAACAGGUGAUCACAUACAAAUAAAACUCUUGAGAUCAAACUAAA
This is a messenger RNA of Cololabis saira (Pacific saury), 1584 nucleotides long. It is a transcript of the gene sftpbb, whose product is annotated as surfactant protein Bb. Bases 106 to 1179 code for a protein of 357 amino acids. Gene Ontology annotation, cellular component: lysosome. The record is from RefSeq and is a predicted model, not a curated record. The transcript is spliced from 11 exons. Gene Ontology annotation, biological process: sphingolipid metabolic process. NCBI's taxonomy places the organism in Eukaryota, Metazoa, Chordata, Actinopteri, Beloniformes, Belonidae.